Gavialis gangeticus (Gharial) is the source of this 3936-nucleotide messenger RNA. It is a transcript of the gene EPS8, whose product is annotated as epidermal growth factor receptor pathway substrate 8. NCBI's taxonomy places the organism in Eukaryota, Metazoa, Chordata, Crocodylia, Gavialidae. The coding region runs from base 99 to 2636 and encodes 845 amino acids. Gene Ontology annotation, cellular component: plasma membrane; vesicle; ruffle membrane. Gene Ontology annotation, biological process: positive regulation of ruffle assembly; regulation of Rho protein signal transduction; Rho protein signal transduction. The transcript is spliced from 22 exons. The record is from RefSeq and is a predicted model, not a curated record. Gene Ontology annotation, molecular function: actin binding.
UUGGUUUUUCUUUUCAGUAUCAGAAUGUGUUCUGCCUGUUAUUAAGCUGAGAAAGAAACCUUCUUUGUGGGAGUUUCCCUUAGUGAGUGAAGAUUAGAAUGAAUGGACAUAUUUCAAAUACCCCUUCUGGUGGAUAUGGAAAUUACACUUCUCAAAUCAACGGAUAUGGCUCACCCACCUUUGCACAGGCAGAACGGGAACAAAGUUCGAAAACGAGUGCAAAGGCUCUCUAUGGAACAGAAGGACUUUAUUUCUUCAGAUCAUCCUCCAAACAAAAAAAGAAAGAGCAAAGAAAGAAUUAUGCACGGGACAGCGCCAGCAGUGUAUCUGAAACUUCACAGUAUCAUGUGGAGCAUUUGACCACUUUUGUUUUGGACCGAAAAGAGGCUAUGAUUACAGUAGAUGAUGGAAUAAGAAAGCUGAAAUUGCUAGAUGCCAAGGGCAAAGUGUGGACUCAAGAUAUGAUUCUUCAAGUGGAUGAGAAAGCUGUCAGUUUGGUGGAUUUAGAAUCAAAGAAUGAACUUGAGAAUUUUCCUCUGAGCACAAUUCAGCAUUGCCAAGCCGUGAUGAACGCAUGCAAUUACAAUUCCAUUCUUGCGUUAGUAUGCAAGGAACCAACCCAAAACAAGCCAGAUCUUCAUCUUUUCCAAUGUGAUGAAGUUAAGGCUAGCCUUAUUCAUGAAGACAUUGAAAGUGCAAUCAGUGACAGCAAAAGUGGGAAGCAAAAGAAGAGACUUGAAACGCUCAGGAUGAUUUCCAAAGCUGACAGUGCUAUUCCUCCACCCCCAAGAGCUCCUGCUCCUGUUCCCCCAGGUACUGUUACUCAGGUGGAUGUUAGAAGUCGAGUGGCAGCCUGGUCAGCUUGGGCAGCUGAACAAGGAGACUAUGAAAAACCCAGACAGUUCCCUGAACAUGAAGAAACAGCUGAGAUGAUGGCAGCCAGGAUUGACAGAGAUGUUCAAAUUCUGAACCAUAUUUUGGAUGACAUUGAAUAUUUUGUUACUAAACUUCAAAAAUCUGCUGAGGCAUUUUCUGAGCUUUCAAAGAGAAAGAAAACCAAAAAAAAUAAAAAGAAAGGACCUGGAGAGGGGGUUCUCACUCUCCGUGCAAAACCGCCACCUCCAGAUGAAUUUGUUGAUUGUUUUCAGAAAUUCAAGCAUGGCUUUAACCUUCUUGCCAAAUUGAAAUCCCACAUCCAGAACCCUAGUGCACCUGAAUUGGUUCAUUUUCUGUUUACACCAUUAAAUAUGGUGGUACAAGCAACUGGAGGUCCAGAACUUGCUGGUACAGUACUCAGCCCCCUCCUAACAAAGGAUACCAUAGAUUUUUUGCGUUUUACUGUGAAUAGUGAGGAAGGGCAAUUGUGGAUGUCAUUGGGUGAUGCAUGGACCAAAGCCAGAGUGGACUGGCCCAAAGACCAUUUUAUUCCACCUUAUAUUCCACGCUUCAGAAAUGGUUGGGAGCCUCCUUUGCUGAGCUUUAUGGGAGCUCCCAGGGAACAAGAACUGAAUCAAUUGGCUGAGUCUGUGGCAAAUGUUGCAGAGCAGCAGCGCAAACAAGAAAUGAAAAGACUGUCAACUGAGCAUCCCAGUGUGCCAGACUAUCCUCCAUCUGAUGGGUAUGCAUUCAGUAACACAGUUUACAAAAGAGGGCCUCUGCUGGACCAGGGGGCAGCUGUGGCUGCCUUUAAGCAAACUGUUAGCCGACAUGUAGAUAGAAAUUACGAAGCACACAGCAAAGUGCAACACAAGAAAUAUGCCAAAUGCAAAUAUGAUUUUGUGGCAAGAAACAACAGUGAGCUUUCUGUCUUGAAGGAUGAUAUCUUAGAGAUCCUGGAUGACAGAAAACAGUGGUGGAAAGUUCAGAAUAAAAGUGGUGCUUCAGGGUUCGUGCCAAACAAUAUCUUGGACCUAUUGAGAUCUCAGGAACCUGGUUUGGGACGUUCUGAACCUGCAUAUACUCACACUAUACAGAAACAGAGGGCGGAGUAUGGUCCAAAACCAUCAGAUCCCACUCCUGCUGCUCCAUCACCACCUCCAACACCAGCUCCUAUUCCUGUUCCUGUCCCUCCCUGUGCACCAGCGCCUAUUCCUAUACCAGUUCCUGUGCCAAAAGCACCAGGAGCUAUCAGUCGCCAAAGCAGCACAUCUAGUGACAGUGGUAGUGGCAUUAUACGGGAUAGCCAGAGACACAAACAGCUUUCUGUUGAUCGAAGGAAAUCUCAGAUGGAAGAGGUACAGGAUGAGCUUAUUCACAGACUUACAAUUGGCCGGAAUGCUGCUCAGAAAAAGUUCCACGUGCCACGACCAAACGUACCAAUAGUUAAUAUCACUUAUGACUCUUCUCCUGAGGAUGUGAAAGUAUGGUUACAGUCAAAGGGGUUCAAUCCUGUGACUGUCAAUAGCCUGGGAGUAUUGACAGGUGCUCAGCUUUUCUCCCUUAAUAAAGAGGAACUAAAGAGUGUUUGCCCAGAAGGACCUAGAGUCUACAGCCAAAUUACUGUUCAGAAAUCUGCAUUAGAGGCUAGCAGUGGUAGUUCAGAAUUACAAGAAAUUAUGAGAAGACGACAAGAAAAAAUCAGUGCAACUGCCACAGAUUCAGGAGUAGAAUCCUUUGAUGAAGGAAGUGGGCACUGAGUCUUUUCCUUCAAUUUCAUUGUCCUUGGCAUUAUUCCACCAAGCUUUGUUUUAGGAAGCGAUGAACAGGGAUGUCUGAUUUAUUUUGUAGAUAGAUAUAACCUGUCGCCAUACAGAAACAAGGCAGCCAGUCGAUAAAAGUACUUGCUGCCAGCUUCUCACCACUUAAAAAAGUAAACACAAUGGAAGUUAAGUGAAGUUUGCAGCACGUGAGAAUCAGUUACUCCCAAAGACAAGUUUGCCUUUGUGGAAAUUACCAUUUCAUACUCACUUUACAGAUAAAUAAAUACAAUGUUGCUUUUGGUUCAUUCCAAUGAAGCUGAGCCAGCAAUAAAAUGUACUUGAACCCUUCAGUAAUUUAUGAUUUUGAAUUCCGUCUGUUGCUGUAAUAUAUGUAUGAUUCUUUCUUUUUGGCUCGGUCUUCCUCUUCCUAUGCAGGGUCACACUGCAGGGUGUUUAGAUUAUUUAAAAGUUCUUGAUGCCAGCAAUCAAAGAUGAAAUGCAUAGAAUAAGAGCAGCAGCUCAAGCCUUUGAAACGUAGACUGACUUAUUCUUGUAUCAUCUGCAAGAUUUUUUAUUACUAAUGAAUCUGUUGAAAGCAAAUAAUAUUCUGCGUUUUGAUUUCUGCUUCAUUGAUGACAAACCAUGAUAUUACGCAGUAAAAAUGAAUAGAAAAUACUAAACCCACAAGUCAGCUUGAAGUGGUCAGACCUAGCCAUAAAGGUAUUCACAGUAUUUUUUUAAUAGACUUACAUUUUUGUUUGUAACAAAACUAGUUUAAAGAAGAGUAUAAUCCAGAUUUUUUGUGUUGAUCAUAAAUGUCAAUUUUUCUGUAUGUAAAAAGCUAUUUGUUUCUUUAUAAAUUUAAUCUUUUGAAAAAAAAAAAGAUUGAUUCUGAAGGGGAAAAACUUUCUUCCCAGCAAAUGUUAUUUUUGGAAACACAAUGAUUUUUGUCACAAUGUUCUAUAAUUUCUCUUGUAUAAAGAUCAUCACUUCAUUUAGAAAGAUUUAAUCCACCUAGUUUAAUUAAUUUUCAUAGUGCCUUUUCACAUGAAUCAGCUGGAAGUCUGCAAUAAACAGUAUUUGAUGUAUGUUACAUAGUUGUAUCUUUGCUACAAAGAAGAUAUUGAGGUAAGAAAAUGUUCCAGAUUUUGAGUGUGUUUUUUUCUCUGUGUACAGAAAGAAAAUUUGUCAUAUCCACUUCAUUUUUUUCAGAAAUGAAAAUUCCAAAACCUAAUAAAUGUAUUUAGUGCCAUUCGUCCUAAAUAACCUUAUAAAUAUUUUUGGUAUGUGUAUGUUU